Messenger RNA from Xenopus tropicalis (tropical clawed frog), 2220 nucleotides. It is a transcript of the gene acaa2, whose product is annotated as acetyl-CoA acyltransferase 2. Gene Ontology annotation, cellular component: mitochondrion. Lineage: Eukaryota; Metazoa; Chordata; Amphibia; Anura; Pipidae. The record is from RefSeq and is a predicted model, not a curated record. The transcript has 10 exons. The coding region runs from base 92 to 1285 and encodes 397 amino acids. Gene Ontology annotation, molecular function: acyltransferase activity; acyltransferase activity, transferring groups other than amino-acyl groups; acetyl-CoA C-acetyltransferase activity.
GCCCGGGGCGUGGCUAUGACAAUGGGAAGUGGGGCAGGCUGGGCUAGUGUUGUGUGACCUUCCCUUGUGAGAGUGACAGCAGCAAAGUACAAUGGCUCUGCUCAGAGGAAUUUUUGUUGUUGGUGCCAAAAGAACCCCCUUCGGUACAUAUGGGGGGCUGCUAAAAGACCACACAGCAACUGACCUGGGGGAGAUAGCCGCGAAGGCUGCCCUUGCAGCCGGGAAGGUGUCCCCUGAGGUUGUGGAUAGCGUGAUAUUUGGUAACGUUGCUCAGACCGCCACCGAUGCCAUCUACCUGGCCAGGCACGUAGGUCUGCGGGCAGGCGUCCCUAUCCCUGUACCUGCACUAACAGUUAACCGGCUCUGUGGCUCUGGAUUCCAGUCAAUUGUCAACGGAUGUCAGGAAAUUGCCCUCAGAGAAUCCGAGAUUGUAAUAUGCGGAGGAGCGGAGAGUAUGAGCCAAGCACCUUACGCUGUCCGGAACAUCCGCUUUGGUACCAAGCUGGGAGCAGACAUUAAGAUGGAAGACACUCUGUGGGCUGGGCUGACUGACUCUCACAUCAAGACCCCCAUGGCAAUCACUGCGGAGAAUCUAGGGUCCAAAUAUGGCAUCACCAGGGAAGACUGUGACAAAUACGCCUUCCAGACACAGCAGAGAUGGAAAGCUGCUCAGGAUUCUGGAUACUUUGCUGCUGAAAUGGCUCCUAUUGAACUAAAAUCAAGGAAAGGCACUAUCAAAAUGGAACAGGAUGAGCACCCUAGGCCGCAGACUACACUGGAACAGAUGGCCAAGCUGCCUCCCGUGUUCAAGAAGGAUGGGAUGGUCACUGCAGCAAAUGCCUCGGGAAUAUGCGACGGAGCUGGUGCCGUAAUAUUGGCCAGUGAAGAAGCAACUUCCAAGCACAAUCUCACCCCACUUGUGAGGAUAGUGGCUUAUCAUGCGUCUGGAUGUGACCCCAACAUUAUGGGUUUUGGGCCAGUCCCUGCCAUCACCGAAGCCCUGAAGAAAUCAGGAUUAACUAUCCAGGACAUGGACCUCGUGGAGGUGAAUGAGGCAUUUGCUGCCCAGUACCUGGCUGUGGAGAAAGCCCUGGGCCUUAAUCCUGAGAAGACAAAUGUUAAUGGGGGCGCCAUUGCCCUUGGACAUCCCCUGGCAGCGUCGGGAUCACGAAUCAUUUCUCAUCUGACACAUGAACUGAGGCGCCGUGGAGGCAAAUAUGCUGUGGGAUCGGCCUGCAUCGGAGGUGGUCAAGGUAUUGCCAUCAUCCUUGAGAAUCUCUCCUAAGCCAGUCAGGAUGUGAGAAAAAGACACUCAAGGGACCCUAGCUGAAGUAUUCAUCCGAUGAGCAUGAUUUCAGCUUGUAAUGAAACUAGUACCAUCUGCUUUUGGGACUUAAGAAUGUUAACAUCGGGCCAUAUCUACUAAGCACUGCUACAGCAUAUUGUGCAGCUAAAGAACCAGGCACUUAUUUCCACAGCUAAAGGAUAAACAUGGUCCGUGAUGUCUGCAACUGCCGUCCAUAAGUACUUUUUCUACACCCCGUGCACUAACGAAAGAAAUUAAACAUGUGUAUAUAUAUUUUUUUUCAUUCCUAGCCAUGUAUUAUAAGCUGAUGCAGUUACAGUACCUACGCUGGCUUCCCCUCUUUCCUUGUUCUUAGGUUGAUUUUCAAAUUGCAUUUGAUAUUACUGGAUUGAAAAUAAGCAGAAACCUAUCGCAUCCUUCGGAAUGCUGAUAAAUGAACAGGAUUUAUUACAGUGCCUUUACCUUAAAAGCAAAAAUCGGCUCUGUUUCAGGCACCUUGGAAUACACUUGCUACACUCAUUCACUCCAUGCAGAAAGUGAAGCUAAAUUAGCAAAGAUUAAUGACUUGAGAUUUAAGAGGUACUUAUAGAUAUUGUAGAUAACACCAAAACUACCUACCUGUUUUAUUAUGGGUGUGUGUGGGGGGGAGAUGGUAACACUUUUGGAGAAUGUUCUGUUUUCGGCAAGGGACUGUUGGCAAACAAAUGUUAUAAUGAGCAGUACUAAUCAUUAUUGUGCUCCUGAUGGCUGUAACACUCUCAAUGUGCCUUAGCAACAAGGGCUUUUUAUUCCAGUAGACUACCAGUGUAAAUUCUCUGUUCUAUGUGUUGGCUCCGUGCUGUACCUGGGGUUCAUCCCUGACUAUAACCCUCAAGCACUCACAAGAAUAAAAUAAGUUUAUGCUUUUGAAAAUA